CAGAGAGUAUCUCCAGAAUGAAGAAUUCAUUGUUCCAUUGUUCAUUGUGAAAUGUGGAGUUAAUGUAUGAUCAAUCAUUGGGUCGAAUUUAUUAGUCCUGAUCAUAUAUACUCAAUUUUCUAGCCUUUUUGCAUCGCUCCUACUCACCACCGCACCUUUGUACUCCACCAUCAACCUUUUCCUGCAAACCUCCGUAGCACAGCCAACAAAACAAUUGAAGUACAUGCUGCGGGAAGUAGCAGAUCGUUGGGCGCGUAAAAGGUAUUUUGGCUAGUAACCUUCUAGUCCUCUUCAUUCUUUAUUAUCAUUUCAAGGAUCUGCUCUAGCCUGCUAGAAAAGGGUAUAUCCUCACAAAAGGCAACAACAAGGUACCAUACUUCACUACCCUCCCUUACAUUAACCUGCAAAUCUAUGUAGCCGUCACUCAGGGCGUUGAUUUUGCCAUUGUUAAAGGCGUUGCGGGGUUGAUGUCAAAUUUGACAAUCGACGCUCACCGCCUAGAUAUCUCAGAGCUUACAAUGAAAUUUGCUAACAUCAUUGCUUUCAGUUUAUAUCCAUACGACUGCACUACUACUUAAAAAUCCAGAAGUCUCAAGAUGCACAUCAAAGACAUGCUCGCAGAGGCCGAGAGGUCGGGCAACCCCUCUUUUUCUUUCGAAUUCUUCCCACCGAAAACUGCUCAAGGUGUGCAAAAUCUUUACGAUCGAAUGGACCGCAUGCAUGGACUAGGUCCUAGCUUCAUUGAUAUCACUUGGGGCGCAGGUGGUCGACUCGCCCAAUUGACCUGCGAGAUGGUGGGAGUGGCUCAAUCGCAAUAUGGUUUGGAAACUUGCAUGCAUUUGACUUGUACCGAUAUGGGAAAAGAAAAGGUCGACGAAGCUCUCAGAAAUGCCUACAAAGCUGGAUGCACAAACAUUCUUGCUUUACGAGGAGACCCUCCGCGUGAAAAGGAGAAGUGGGAGGCGACCGAAGGAGGAUUUCAAUAUGCGAAAGACCUUGUUCACUAUAUUCGUCAGACGUACGGCAAUCAUUUCGAUAUAGGAGUUGCCGGGUAUCCCGAGGGUUGCGAUGACCAGGACGAUGAAGAUCUAUUACUAGACCACUUAAAGGAAAAGGUCGAUGCAGGUGCUACUUUCAUUGUUACACAAAUGUUCUACGAUGUCGAUAACUUCAUUGAUUGGCUGGGAAAAGUUAAAGCAAGAGGGGUUACCAUUCCUGUUAUUCCAGGUAUCAUGCCCAUCAACACAUAUGCAAGCUUUCUUCGAAGAUGCAACCACAUGGGGUGUAAGAUACCACCUAAAUGGAGUGUGGCUCUCGAAGCGGUCAAGAAUGACGAUGCUGCCGUGCGUAACAUUGGAAAGGAUCUGGUGGCUGAAAUGUGUCGUCGCAUUAUUCAAGCUGGAGUACAUCAUCUACAUUUUUACACUAUGAACCUAGCUCAGGCGACUCGCAUGGUGCUUGAAGAACUUAAUCUGACUCCAUCGACGCAACGUCCUUUGAAACACGCACUUCCUUGGAGACAGUCGCUUGGCCUUGGUCGUAGAGAGGAAGAUGUUCGCCCAAUUUUCUGGAAGAACCGAAACAAGUCUUAUGUGGCUAGAACUCAGGAUUGGGAUGAGUUUCCUAACGGUAGAUGGGGAGACUCGAGAUCUCCUGCUUUUGGCGAGUUGGAUGCUUAUGGAAUUGGGUUAAAGGGCAGCAAUGAACAAAACAUUAAACUGUGGGGUCAACCAAAGUCUAUCAAGGAUAUCGCCGAACUCUUCGUCAGUUAUCUUGGGAACGGCAUAGAAAGCCUUCCUUGGAGUGAAGCUCCAAUCUCAAGCGAAGCAGAUAUCAUUAAAUCUGAUUUGAUUGAGCUCAAUCGACGUGGAUUCCUUACCAUUAACUCUCAACCUGCUGUUGAUGGUGUCAAAUCAUCUGAUCCCGUGUAUGGUUGGGGACCUACAAAUGGUUAUGUUUACCAGAAAGCUUAUUUGGAACUCUUGGUCGCUCCAGAUAUGAUGCCAGAGUUAGUGCGUCGUAUUCAACACGACCCUGACCUAACAUACUAUGCUGUUAAGAAGACUGGAGAUUUGCAAACUAACGCACAGAGUGAUGGACCAAACGCUGUCACCUGGGGAGUAUUUCCCGGUAAAGAAAUUGUGCAACCUACCAUCGUCGAGACCAUCAGUUUCUUAGCUUGGAAAGAUGAGGCAUUCCGUCUGGGAACAGAUUGGGCUCACUGUCAUUCUGCACUUAGCCCAAGUCGUGGACUCAUUGAAUCCAUUAUGGAUUCAUGGUACCUUGUCAAUAUUGGUAAGCUAUUCUUUCUGUUCAAUCCUUAGAUGGCCACUGAUCUAACAUUAAUUUUAGUUCAUAACGACUUCCACAAGUCACAUGGGCUCUUCCCACUUUUCGAUGGGCUCACUGUUAAAAAUCUCGAAGAACCUUUCGAAACUUCCGAGAAUGGUGACGUUGAUGGUGUACGAUUUAUCGAACCCCAGUCCGUCCCACUAACAAACGGGCAGGCCAACGGUCAUUAAUACUUUCAACACGAUUUUACGAUUCAACAUGUAUGAGGAUGGGUCACUUUGGUUUUAUGGCAUUUAACAUUGCAUUUAGCGCUGGUGUUUAGGAAGGGCAAACUUCAACAAGUUUGGCGUUCAAAAAGGAUCUCAACGAUCCAAAAUGGUAUGGGUGGGGGUUUAAAAAGUGACAGCCGAUAUUUUUAAUGGUAUACGGACUUGUGAUAUCACUCACUGCCUUCAACGGCCUUUUAUAGAUGGGCGAAUGUUUAUAGUCCUUUUCAGUCGAUUGUUACAUCAUAUAUGAUAUAUCGAUUAAAUAAAGAUUUUUCGUUUUUAGAAUGAUUUGAGG
Sclerotinia trifoliorum is the source of this 2856-nucleotide messenger RNA. Lineage: Eukaryota; Fungi; Ascomycota; Leotiomycetes; Helotiales; Sclerotiniaceae. The record is from the annotation of a GenBank genome assembly.